This is a messenger RNA of Saxophila tyrrhenica, 645 nucleotides long. RefSeq lists its product as uncharacterized. Gene Ontology annotation, molecular function: acyltransferase activity, transferring groups other than amino-acyl groups. The transcript has 2 exons. Bases 1 to 645 code for a protein of 214 amino acids. The record is from RefSeq and is a predicted model, not a curated record. NCBI's taxonomy places the organism in Eukaryota, Fungi, Ascomycota, Dothideomycetes, Mycosphaerellales, Extremaceae.
AUGGCACAGACUCCAAACCAAGAUCCAUUCGUCCUCACAAGGGUCUCCGUCUCGGACCUGCCAGAGAUGCUCGCUCUACAAUACGACUGCUUUCCACCCUUCAUCCGACAGAUUUUCAUGGGCUGCAACACCGAAGUCGACAUCCCCAAGAUUCAGGAAGUCUACGCCGAGCAGAUCCGAACUGACCCAAACGACAUCUGGCUGAAGGUGGUCGACCGCGAGUCCGCCAAGAUCAUCGCGGCAAGCAAUUGGAAAGUCUACGUCAACGGCAUCACCAAUGGCGGUGUCGGUGACAGGCCGCCACCGUGGCUAGAGCGCGAGCAGUUCGAGCUAUCGGAACGGUACUGCAAAGAGGUUAAGGAGUACAGAGCGAAGGCGUUCUCCGGACCUUUCAUCCACCUCCACAUAUGCUUCACACAUCCUGAAUACCGACGGCGAGGUGCUGGCGGACUGAUGUUGCAGUGGGGCUGCGAUGUCGCAGACAAGCUUGGCCUUCCUGGAUGGAUCGAAGCGUCGAAAGAGGGCAAUUUUCUCUACAAGGCGUUCGGUUUCUACGACUAUGAGACGAUCGAGAGUGACCUGGACGUGACGAACAUGAAGCGAGAUGCGAAGGUGGAACUGGCUGUCGGCGGCAAAUCGAAGUGA